GGACAGAGAGAAGAUACUUAGAGGAACUUGACUCUCCUCUUCGUGUGCUCCUCUGCCGAACAUCUUUUUCUGCCACCCUUUUUCUCUGUGAAUCUUUACCUUUCAGAGGAAAUAAAACCAGCCAUGGCUUUUCAUAAAUCCACGUCGAGUUACAGUAGCGGUGGAACCUCCGGGAUGAGCUUGAGCGGCGGCGGCGGCGGCUUCAGCAGCAGUGGUGGUGGUGGUGGUGGUGGUAUUAACCGAUCAUAUUCCUCAAGAUCGAUGGUGGUCAGCAACAAAUCAAAUCCAUCCAGGGCGUCCGGCGGCAUGUCAUUUGGUAGGCAAAGCAUGAGUGGUGGUGGUGGUGGUGGUGGUGGCAGCUUCAGUUAUCGUAGUGGAGGUGGUGGUGGUGGUAAUUUUGGAAUGGGAGGUGCAUACGGUGGUAGUUUCGGUGCCGGCUUCAGUGGUGGAAGCAUGGGAGCUACUAUCACAUCUGUCCAGUCCAACCAGUCCCUGCUGGCCCCCCUGAACCUCGCAAUCGACCCCAACAUCCAGACCGUCCGGACACAAGAGAAAGAGCAGAUCAAGACUCUGAACAACCGCUUCGCCAGCUUCAUUGACAAGGUCCGCUUCCUGGAGCAGCAGAACAAGAUGCUGGAGACCAAGUGGAGCCUGCUGCAGGAGCAGACCACCACGCGCUCCAACAUCGACGCCAUGUUCGAGGCCUACAUCGCCAACCUGCGCAGGCAGUUGGAUGGGCUCGGCAACGAGAAGGGCAAGCUGGAGGGAGAGCUGAGGAACAUGCAGAACAUGGUGGAGGACUUCAAGAACAAAUAUGAAGAUGAAAUCAACAAGCGUGCCAACGUGGAGAAUGAAUUUGUUCUGCUUAAGAAGGAUGUAGAUGGCGCAUACAUGAACAAGGUUGAGCUGGAGGCCAAGGUGGACUCCCUUCAGGAUGAGAUUAACUUCCUCAGAGCCGUCUAUGAGGCGGAGCUUCGUGAGCUCCAGGGACAGAUCAAGGACACCUCAGUCAUUGUGGAGAUGGACAACACCCGUGAACUGGACAUGGACUCUAUUGUGGCUGAAGUCAAGGCCCAGUAUGAAGCCAUCGCUGCUUCCAACCGUAAAGAUACUGAACAGUGGUAUCAGCAGAAGUACCAAGAGAUGGAGACGAAUGCAGGCCAGUUCGGAGAUGACCUCCGCACCUCCAAGAGUGAGAUAGCUGAGCUCAACCGCAUGAUUAGCCGGCUCCAAAAUGAGAUUGAGUCAGUCAAGGGACAGCGCGGCAACCUGGAGGCUCAGAUUGCUGAGGCCGAGGAGCGCGGUGAGCUGGCCGUGAAGGAUGCCAAGGCCCGCAUCAGGGACCUGGAACAAGCCCUGCAGAGAGCCAAGCAGGACAUGACCCGCCAGGUCCGCGAGUACCAGGACCUGAUGAACAUCAAGCUGGCUCUGGAGAUUGAGAUCGCCACCUACAGGAAACUGCUGGAAGGAGAGGAGGACAGAAUCACCAGUGGCGGUGGAACUGCAACCAUCCACAUACAGUCCUCCGGUGGUGGCGGUGGAGGCGGCGGUGGAUUUGGUGGCGGCUAUGGCGCCGGUGGCGGUGGCGGCUAUGGCAGCGGCGGCGGCGGCGGCAUGGGAAUUGGUGGCAGCAGCUACGGAAGCAGUUACGGCAUGAGCGGCGGCGGUGGCGGCGGCGGCUCCGGCAUAAUAAAAAUGAGCACUGUCAGCUCCUCACAAUCCCGCCGUUAUUAAAAACAGCAGCUGUCUUUCUUUCCAUUCUACGUCUUCUACCCUCAUUUUCUCCUCCUCCUCUUCUUCUGAACCCCCUCUCUCUGACAACCACUCAUAAAAUCCUCAAAAUAUCCCCAUCACCUCACUCCCUGGAGACACGGCAGCCUCAGAAACAUCCACAUUUGUCCGGUAUCAGCGGGCAGAUCCAUGUAACGUUUGUUUUCUGGGUUGCUACUUUCUCUGGCACCACAUACCUGAGGAGAGUCAAGUCGAGGCAAAAUAAUUAGUGGACCAGAAGAGUAGCAGAAAUGUGAGUCAGCCGUCUCUUCCUUAUAUCAGUCAGCCUGGCUGUCUUUUGGUGUCUGGAUCCGCUGUCAUGCAGUGCACAUCCUCAAAACCCAACAAUUCUUGCUCACACAAUGCCCACAGCAGUUCUUAGAUUGGUCCAGAAGGAGGUCUGGAUGUUGAUGUUCUUUCAUUCAUGAAGCACACAAUGUCUCUUCUGUUGUCUCACAUCUGGGUCAUUUUGUUGUGCAUUGGGACAUCACAAAAGCAGCCACAUACAACACUCUUAUAUUUGUUUGUUUGGGAUCCUCUUUUCUGUCUCCUGUUCUGAGAGAAAAUACUUUCACUUCCAUUCUGAAUGAAAAAUAAACUUGGAUUAGGCUGACUGGGAAACCAGAUUUAUUGUAACAUUUGUUUGGAAUAAAUCUGAUGUCAUAAUAAU
Molecule: messenger RNA, 2440 nt
Organism: Cyclopterus lumpus (lumpfish)
Lineage: Eukaryota; Metazoa; Chordata; Actinopteri; Perciformes; Cyclopteridae
Product: keratin, type II cytoskeletal cochleal-like
Exons: 9
Coding region: 124-1734 (536 amino acids)
Biological process (GO): intermediate filament organization; keratinization
Cellular component (GO): keratin filament
Molecular function (GO): structural constituent of skin epidermis
Source: RefSeq, a predicted model, not a curated record